Molecule: messenger RNA, 7837 nt
Organism: Python bivittatus (Burmese python)
Lineage: Eukaryota; Metazoa; Chordata; Lepidosauria; Squamata; Pythonidae
Gene: GOLGA4
Product: golgin A4
Biological process (GO): Golgi vesicle transport
Cellular component (GO): Golgi apparatus
Molecular function (GO): small GTPase binding
Source: RefSeq, a predicted model, not a curated record
UGCCACUUGUCUACGGGAACCGCAAAGAGGUAAAGCGGAUGUUGGGGAGAGGGAGGGGUGGCAAGUAGAGGCGACCAUUACGGGCCGCUCCCCGCAUUACUUUCGUGGGGCUUCGAAGAAAUAAAGCAAAGCGCCUUCGUGACCCUUCGAUCCCCUGAGGCCCGUAAAAGGGAAGGCUUUCCUCCCGGCCGCUGCUGCAACCUCCCUUCAUUUACUUCAGCCGGCCGCCGUCAUGUUCAGGAAACUGAAGCAGAAAAUCAGCGAGGAACAAACAUCAGGCCCCCGAACCCCUGACGCCCGCGCUCCAGCCUUUCCUCAGGAAUCUCCUGCAUCUUCACCAUCAAUACCUAGGAACAGAACAUCUUCUCUUACUGAGCAAAAUGAUGAAAGCAUUUUAACUCCCAAUAGAGAGCUGCUAGCUGGGAUGAUAUCAGAGCCUGCUUUUCUUUCUGAAUAUACUGUUUUUGCUUUGGAUCCUACCAAACGUCCUAAGCCAAAGAGUGAGAGUGUGAUUAUACAUAAACAAAAUACUAGCAAUAGUGAAAAUGAACCAUCUUCCCCACAGCCUAGUGAUGGCCAGUCUUUUACACAGAAGCUUCAACUCCGGGUUUCUUCAAUGGAAUCAUUAUUUCGAAGUCCCUUAAAAGAAUCUCUGUUCCGGUCCCCUUCUAAAGAAUCCUUAGUGCGGACAUCUUCAAAAGAUUCUCUGAACAAACUGGAUUUCGAUUCUCCUUGUCCAACAUUUGAUCCACCUUCUGAUGUUGAAAGUGAAGCAGAAGAAUUACCUGGAAAUGUUGAUAGUUUUCCCAAGGAACAGUUGUUGCAUCGAUUACAUAGAAUGGAACGAAGUUUAGGGUGCUACAGGGGAAAAUACUCAGAGUUGGUCACUGCCUAUCAAGUUUUACAAAGAGAAAAGAAAAAAUUACAGGGAAUAUUGAGCCAGAGUCAGGAUAAAGCACUUCGCAGAAUUGGUGAACUGCGGGAGGAACUUCAGAUGGAUCAACAAGCAAAAAAACACCUUCAGGAGGAAUUUGAUGCAUCCUUAGAAGAAAAGGACCAACUUAUCAGUGUCCUGCAGACACAGGUGUCAUUACUGAAGCAACGAUUACAUAAUGGCCAGAUAAGCAUUGAACUACCUAAUCCAAAUGUUCAAACUCAAUCACAAGUUCAGAGUCCAGUAAAAGAUCAGAAUACGGAGAAUACUUUGCAGCCAGAGAGUCCUGUUGGUAAUGAGGAUCCUGAUAAAACAAUAGAAACUCUAACUCAGCGAGUAAAACGUCAAGAAAACUUGCUUCAUCGAUGUAAAGAAACAAUUAAAUCUCACAAGGAGCGCUCAGCACAGCUGACCAGUGAGAAAGAAGUACUGCAGGAACAACUAGAUGAGAGGCUUCAGGAGCUAGAGAAAAUAAAGGAUCUUCAUAUGGCUGACAAGACCAAACUUAUUACUCAGCUACGUGAUGCCAAAAACCUGAUAGAACAGUUAGAGCAAGAUAAAGGCAUGGUUAUAGCAGAAACAAAACGGCAAAUGCAUGAAACUCUGGAACUGAAGGAAGAAGAAAUUGCCCAGUUGCGUAUUCAUAUCAAGCAGGUGGUUUUGCAGAGCGAAGAACUAAAAGAACAGAAAGAAAAGUCUGAAAAAGCUGCAUUUGAAGAGCUUGAGAAGACUUUAAGUGCAGCUCAAAGGGCUGAAGAAACACGCAAGAAAUUGCAAGCAGAAAUGGAUGAAAAAAUCAAAGCUGUUGAAAAAGCAAAUGAAGAAGAACGUGUGACCCUUCAACAGGAAUUAACAAGGGUGAAGCAGGAAGUAGUUAGUAUUAUGAAGAAAUCUUCAGAAGAUCGAUUUAUUGAGUUGGAGAAAUUACAUAAAAAUGAACUGGCCAGCAAAGAUAAGACAGUAAAUGACAGAUUACAAAUUCAAGAACAGAAAUUCCAGGAACAAAUGAAAACAGCUCUUGAAAAAUGCCAGAGUGAUCAUCUACAGACAAUGAAAGAAAAAGAACAGCAAGGUUUAUUAGCUUUAGAAGAAUUAGAAUUGCAGAAGAAAGCACUGCAGUUGGAAUGCAACAAAAAGCUUGAAGAUAUGCAACAGGAAGUAGAAGCUUUCAAAACAAGAAUUCUUGAGUUGGAAAGUUCCCUUACAAAAUGUGCACAAAAUGAUAAAAACCAGUUGGAAGAACGGGCUACUCAAACAGAAUCAGAAAAAAAUGAGCACAAUAAAGAAAUAGCUACUAUGAUUGAAAAACAUAGAAAAGAAAUUGAAGAUAUGAAGCAGCAGGAACAACUUUGGAAAGAACAGCUUGACAUAUUAACCCUGCAACAGCAAUCAGAAAUGGAAAAAUUGAGAAAACAUCAUGAAGAAGAAAUAGCUAAACUAUUAAAGGAAAAAGAGGCUAUGUUUCAUGCCCAUGUAGAAGAGAUGAAUGAAAAAACUUUAGAAAAGCUUGAUGUGAAACAAACAGAGCUAGAAGCACUUUCAUCUGAAUUAUCAGAUGCUCUGAACAGCCAUCAAAAUCUUGAACAGUGUCUGUUCAAGUUAAAAGAGGAUGCAGAUAAAGCAAAGCUGGAAUUUGAGGCAAAACUUGAUCAGCAAAAGAAUAAUCAUAAGGAACAAAUUGAAGCUAUUUUGAAAGACCAGGAAGUAGUUGAGAAAACAUUGAAAGAAGAAAUUAGUCAACUCAAACAACUCUUGGAAGCAAAAGAGAAAUGUCAAGAUGAAUCAGAAGAACAACUGAAAAAAAUGAAAGAAUCUCUAGUAAAAGCGGAAUCACAAUGUAAAAAAAUGUCUGCAGAAUUAGAUGUCUUGUGUCAGUCCAGGGAAAAUAAUGCAAGUAUUUAUGAAAUCAAGUUAAAAGAUUUGCAGCAGGAAUUGGAAGUUAUAAAAGAUGAAAAAUCAAAACUUGAAGAACAAAUAAUAACAACUGAAACCCAAUUGAAUGAAGUCAAAGCUGAGUUAGAUUCUCAGAUAUCCCAGGUAAAUGAUCUGAAAAGUGAACUGGAAGAGGAAAAGAGAGAAAAUAUACGGAAAACCUCAUCUCUGACAGAAAGGUAUGAAUCACAGUUAAGAAACCUUGGUGAAGAGCUCAGUCAGGUAAAGAGUCAUUGUACUGACAAGGAAAAUGAAAUUGGACAAAUAAAGGAUCUCCUGAAUCAACAGAUUGAAAAGCAUGGACAGCAAUUAUCAGCCAAAGAAGAAGAAAUUAGUUCUUUAAGAGAUGAAUACGAAAUCAAGUUAAAACAGCAAGAGACACAAACAGAGCAAGCUAAAGAAAAAGCAAAAAAAAUGCAUGAAGUAUUUAAGCAAAAGCUUUCAGAACAAGAAGCAAAACUAAAAAAAGAGAUUGAGAACAAACAGUUGGAGUUUAGUCAGAAAGAGAAACAAUUCAAUUCAAAAAUACUGGAAAUGGCUCAUGCCAGUUCAGCUGGAAUCAAUGAUGCUGUAUCAAAGCUGGAGAUGAAUCAGAAGGAACAACUAGAAAGCAUGGCUGAAGCUCACAAACGAGAAGUAGAUGAAGUUGUACAUCUUUGGGAAACGAAACUAAAUCAACAGGCUGAAGAAUUUCAGGAAAAGCAUGAAACAGAAUUGCAAGAAAAAGACCAGGAAAUAAGAGACCUGAAAGAAAGACUGGCCACCUUCAAUACUGAAAGGGAAGGGAAUAAUGCAGAGAUUACAUGGUUAAAGGAUGAACAUAGAAAGAAGGACAAAACUAUAAAUGAAUUUCAAAAGCAACUGCAACAGACAUUAGCCCAAGUGAAUAUUUUGACACAAAAAGAAAUUGAUUUGAAAAAGCAACUUGAAAGAUUAGAGAAUGAUCUUAGUUUUUCUCUGAAAGAGAAAAUAGCAGUACAGGAAGAGCUUAGUGAAAUAAAAACAAUAGAAGAAAAAAAGAAAUAUGAAGUUAUUGAGCUGGCAGAUAAAUUGAAAAGGUCUGAUGAGGAACUCCAGGCCUUGAAGCUGUCACAUUUUAAAGAACAGGAGAAUUAUGAGAAAAAAUUAGAGGAAAACAAAAAUGAGUUUCAACAAAAACAAGCUGAAUUUGAAAAAUUCAAAGGGGAUACAAUUACACAACUGGCUGAUUACCAGCAAAAAGCAGAAGCUUUAUUGCAAAUAAAAACUAGUGAAUUGAUUGAACAAUGCAGUGAAAAAAUUUCUUUUGUAAUAGUUAAAAUUGCUCACUGUCAGCAACAGACAAUAAAAAUUAAAGAAGGAAUAUUAAUUAAAACUGGUCAGAUUACAGACCUAAAAGCUCAGCUUAAACAAAUAACAGAGAGUCAUGUUACUUUAAACAGUAGUUUACAGGAGUCCAAAAAGCAUUUGGAGGAAAAGGAAAAAUUGAUGAUGUCUAUGAAAGUAGACACGGAAAAGCUUCUAACCGAAAAAGAACUAUUGCAAAAAGAAGGUUGUCACCAGCAGCAAGCGGCAACAGAAAAGGAAUCUUGUAUCACAGAGCUGAAGAAAGAAUUAUCUGAGUAUAGUAAUGUUGUCACUUCUAUGAGGGAGGAGCUAAAUGAGAAGAAAUCAGAAAUCACCGAUCUUAACAAGCUUGUUAGUGAAUUGAACCUCAGACUUGAGAAGAGCAUAUCAGAAAAAGAAGUUGCCACAGUGUUGUUAAACAAGCAGCACAAAGAAAACCAUCAGCAGUUACUAAAUGAGAUGGAAGUGUUAUCUUCCAAAGUUGAAACACUGAGUGAAGAAAAAGUUACUGCGCUGGAACAGGUAGACCACUGGAUGAACAAGUUGUCAGAAUGGAAGAAGAAAGCUCAAUUAAGAUUUACACAGAACUAUAAUACUAUUAAAGAAUUACAAAACAAGAUUGAACUGAGUAAUAACCAAGCUAGUGAAAAAGAAGAAGAAUUGAAUAGAAUGAAGGAAGAGUGUGAUAAACAAACCAAACAGUUAGAACAUUUAAAAAGCUUAAUGGAACAAAAGCAGAUCAGAAAAGAAAAACAGGAAUCUGAUUUGGUUGCUGAGAUAAAAAUCCAUACAGCAAGAAUUGCUGAAUUAGAAGAGCAUAUUGCUCGGAAAACAACAGAAAAUGAUUUGUUAAUGGAAGAAUGUAAAAAGUACCGUGACCAGGACAGUGAGCAAAAAGAAGUGGCACAACAACUUCAACAGGCUCAGGGGACACUAAUGGACAAGGAUAACAGGCUGAAGGAGAUGGAACAGAAAGUGCUAACUUUUGAGAAGAAAAUGCAGGUUAUGGAAAUUGACCUUGAAGAAAAAUCAAAAGAAUUUGAAGGAACAAAACUGGCUCUAAUGAAAACCAAAGAGGAAGAAUUAAAGGCUUUAGAAGAAAGGCUUAUUUCAGAAACAACUUCUAAAAUAGCAGAUCUGAAAAAAAAGGCUGAACAAAAAAUUGCUUCUAUUAAAAAGCAGUUGACAUCUCAGAUGGAAGAAAAAGAGCAGCAAUAUAGGCAAGACAUGGAAAAGCAGUUACAGCAAAAAUUGCAAGAAAAAGAAGAAAAAAUUACGUCUUUAGAAGAAAAGAUUAAAUCAAUAGACUCAGAGUUAGAAAAAGAGUUGAUACAGAAAGUAGAAACCAUAAAUGUUUCUGCAGAGCAAGAUAAAGUCCAUGCUUUAGAGAAUAUGCAACAGAUGUAUGAAUUAAAAAUUGAUAUUUUAAAAAAGGAUUUGUUGGAUAAGGAGAGGUUACUUGAGAGGUACAGUGAGGAAGCAAAUACAUCUAAUAUUUCAAAGGUGGAGGCUCAGAAGCAACAAGAGGAACUUCUUAAAAUGAAUCAAGAAUAUAAGAAUAAAAUAGAAAAUCUUCAACAAGAACUUGAGGAACAAAUUAAGAAGCAGGCUUCAUUACUUGAACAGCAUACCAAGUAUGAUAGUGAAUUAGCAAAUAUCAAAGUAGAAUUGAAAAACAAAGAAGAAAAACAACAAAAUAUGGAGAAUGUAAUUAAAGACUUGGAAAAAAAGCUGCAAGAAAAGGAGGAAGAAGAGCAGUCUUUGCAACAAAAGAUAUACCAUUUUGAUGAGGAUUUUAUGAAAGAAAGAGAACAGCACAGGAUUGAGAUGGAAAAUAGAAUUUCAGGAUAUGAUGAGAAAUUAAACAGACUGCAAGAGCAGGUGGAUGAAAGAAGUGGCCUUAUAAAAACUCUGGAAGGAAAUAUAGAAGAAAAGACUACAUCAGUCCUUGAACUUCAGAAGACACUUGAUGAGAUGCAGGUUCAACAAAAGGAUUUGCAAGCUACACUGAAACAGACACAGCAGGAGAAACAAGAACAGCACAGAGAUUUGAUUAAGCUUCAGAAAGAUUUGCGAACUUUGCGGAAGGAACAUCAGCAAGAGCUGGAAAUAAUGAAGAAAGAAUCUAUAGAAGAAAUGGAACAAAAAAUAAAAUAUGAACAGGAAGACAUUGAAUUGAAGCACAACUCCACACUAAAGCAGUUAAUGAGGGAAUUCAAUACCCAACUAGCACAAAAGGACCAGGAAUUAGAAAUAGCUGUAAAAGAAACUAUCAGUAAAGCCCAGGAGGUUGAAUCUGAAUUGAUAGAAAGUCACCACGCGGAGAUAGCUCAACUGCAUAAAAAGAUUUUAGAAAAAGACAAUGAUCUGCAAAGGACCGUGAAAAAGUAUGAAGAAAUACUUGAGGCUAGAGAAGAAGAAAUGACGAGAAAAGUAAAUGAAUUGGAGGAACAGCUGGGGAGAUUACAAGAGGACUACAAACAAAGAUUGGCAGAUGAAGAAAGUUGGAACAGUGAUGAAGUAACAAUAGCAGAACUUCAGGCCCAGCUAGCCCAAAAGACAACACUUGUUAAUGAUUCGAAGUUGAAAGAACAGGAGUUCAGAGAACAGAUUCACACACUACAAGAUAAGUUGAAAAAUUAUGAGAAGGCUGUGUAUGCCACAACAGUUGAAACACCGUAUAGAGAUGGGAACCUCUGCCAUUCGGAUGUCUCUCUUUUUGCUGAACCAACUGAGUUUGAAUACUUGAGGAAGGUGCUAUUCGAAUAUAUGAUGGGCCGUGAGACAAAGACAAUGGCAAAGGUUAUAACUACAGUGCUGAAAUUCUCUCCUGAUCAAACUCAGAAGAUCUUAGAACGAGAAGAUGCACGGACAGUGUUCACCUCACCUCGCAGUGGUAUCUUCUGAAUAAAUCAUCAAUCAGUGCUUUAGUUAGUACGUAGUCCUGGUUACGACCAUCAACUUGAAGAAUUUGCGACAUAUGCACUUUGUAACAGAUUACACAGCUUUGAAAUCUGAUCAUAUUUCCAAAUUAGCUCUUUGGAGCAUGGAGUAGACAAAAACUGUUAUUCAGAUUUCACGUGAAAGGAGCACAGCAAGGAAUGAUGGACUGAGAAUUGGGACUGUGAAUGUGGUUAAUUUAUUGUCUUUAAGAAAGAUUUUUGAUCAGGUGGCGCGUGCUUAACUUGGACACUAUUUUCAAUUUAGCUUUAGAUUUUUUAAAGAAAUCGAAGUAUUUUCUCUCAGUACAGCUUUCACAAACUAUCUUUAAAAAAAUGAAUGGUUCUAUUUAUUUUGUGGUGGGUUUUGUUUCAAAUAUUACAUAUUGUCUGAAAUAACUGUGCAAUACGCUUUGAGUGGGGAGCUGGCCUUGAUUUCAUAAUAAGUUAAGCUGCUGGAGCUAUUUUCCUCCUAUUGAUUGUUUAUUAAAGGCCAUUUCUGUUAAGCUUUUGCUUAUAAUGAAUCCAGAUUGCAGGACCUCAUUUAUUAAUUCAUAGCUUUUGUACUUAUAUUUUGUGGGAAAUAAAUUUACACUUCUGUAAGUUGUAAAUAGGUACUAUCUACUUGUAUUAUAAGUUGAUCUCUGAUUGUUGGCAGUGCUAAUCUUGCAGAGCUGGGAAAAAAAUAAAACCUCUAUUUACUGUA